Messenger RNA from Nematolebias whitei (Rio pearlfish), 2520 nucleotides. RefSeq names its product metabotropic glutamate receptor 7 (gene grm7). Gene Ontology annotation, cellular component: membrane. The record is from RefSeq and is a predicted model, not a curated record. Gene Ontology annotation, biological process: regulation of synaptic transmission, glutamatergic; G protein-coupled glutamate receptor signaling pathway. Gene Ontology annotation, molecular function: group III metabotropic glutamate receptor activity. Lineage: Eukaryota; Metazoa; Chordata; Actinopteri; Cyprinodontiformes; Rivulidae.
AUGGGACGUUCAGGGUCUUCAUCAGGGUCCGGCUCCGCGCUCCGGCUCCUGUGGAUUCGGGUCUUGCUGGACUCUGUUCGCUCCCAGGAGAUUUACGCGCCGCACUCCAUCCGGGUGGAGGGGGACGUGACGCUGGGGGGGCUGUUCCCGGUGCACGCGCGGGGCGUCCCGGGGACCCCGUGCGGGGACGUGAAGAAGGAGAACGGGAUCCACCGCCUGGAGGCCAUGAUGUACGCGCUGGACCAGAUCAACGGGGACGAGGACCUGCUGCCCAACGUCACGCUGGGCGCGCGCAUCCUGGACACCUGCUCGCGGGACACGCACGCGCUGGAGCAGUCGCUGACCUUCGUGCAGGCUCUGAUCCAGAAGGACACGUCUGACGUCAGGUGCACGAGCGGGGAGCCGCCCGUGUUCGUGAGGCCGGAGAAGGUGGUGGGCGUGGUCGGAGCGUCCGCGAGCUCCGUGUCCAUCAUGGUGGCCAACAUCCUGCGCCUCUUCCAGAUCCCUCAGAUCAGCUACGCCUCCACAGCUCCGGAGCUGAGCGACGACCGCCGCUACGACUUCUUCUCCCGGGUCGUCCCACCGGACAGCUUCCAAGCCCAGGCCAUGGUGGACAUGGUCAAGACCCUGGGCUGGACCUACGUAUCCACAGUGGCUUCAGAGGGCAGCUACGGGGAGAAGGGGGUGGAUGUCUUCACACAGCUCUCCAGAGAAGCAGGUGAGAUCUGCAUCGCUCAGUCCCUGAAGAUUCCUCACGACCACAAACCCUCCGACUUCGAUAAAACCAUCCGCCAGCUGCUGGAGACCCGAUACGCCCGGGCCGUGGUUCUGUUUGCCUCUGACGAAGACAUCAGAGGAAUCCUGAACGCCUCAAAGCGAGCGGAUCAGAUCGGUCACUUCCUGUGGAUCGGUUCUGACAGCUGGGGGUCCAAGAACAGUCCGAUCCAGCAGCUGGAGGACGCUGCAGUCGGCGCCAUCACCAUCCUGCCCAAGAGGGCCACCAUCAGCGGCUUCGACGCCUACUUCACGUCCAGAACUCUGGAGAACAACAGGAGAAACGUGUGGUUUGCCGAGUACUGGGAGGACAACUUCAACUGCAAACUGAUGAGCUCCUCCAAGAAGGACGAGAGCAGCAGGAAGUGCACAGGAAGUGCUGGUACUGCAGUGACCUUCAACAGAAAUGGUGAUGCUCCUGGACGUUAUGACCUGUUCCAGUACCAGUGGAACAACGUGACUGGGCCAGGGUACCGUGUAAUUGGUCAGUGGAUGGACAGCCUUCAGCUCAACAUGGAGGACUUGCAGUGGCCUCGGGGGGAGCAGGACAUCCCCACCUCCGUGUGCAGCCUUCCCUGUCGAGCCGGAGAAAGGAAGAAGGUGGUCAAGGGCAUGCCCUGCUGCUGGCACUGCGAGCCCUGUGAUGGGUACCAGUACCGGUCUGACGAGUUCAGCUGCAAGCUCUGCGCCUACAGCAUGAGACCCAGCUCCAACCGGACCUCCUGCCAGUACAUCCCCAUUAUAAAACUGGAGUGGCACUCCCCCUGGGCUGUGAUCCCGGUCUUCCUGGCCAUGCUGGGGAUCAUAGCUACAAUCUUCGUCAUGGCGACGUUUGUGCGGUACAAUGACACUCCGAUUGUCCGAGCGUCCGGCAGGGAGUUGAGUUACGUCCUCCUGACUGGAAUAUUUUUGUGUUACAUCAUCACCUUCCUGAUGAUCGCCAAGCCUGACGUUGGGGUGUGCUCCUUCAGAAGGAUCUUCCUAGGUCUGGGUAUGUGCAUCAGCUACGCCGCCCUCCUCACCAAAACCAACCGCAUCUACCGGAUCUUUGAGCAGGGUAAGAAGUCUGUGACGGCCCCGAGGCUGAUCAGCCCCACCUCCCAGCUGGCCAUCACUUUCAGCCUGAUCUCAGUCCAGCUGCUGGGGGUUCUGGUCUGGUUCGGGGUGGAUCCGCCCAACAUCGUUGUGGACUACGACGAGCAGAGGACCAUCAACCCGGAUCUGGCCCGAGGGGUGUUGAAAUGCGACAUCUCAGACCUGCAGAUCAUCUGCUCACUGGGUUACAGUAUCUUACUGAUGGUGACCUGCACUGUGUAUGCCAUUAAGACCCGCGGGGUCCCGGAGAACUUUAACGAGGCCAAGCCCAUCGGGUUCACGAUGUACACCACGUGCAUCGUGUGGCUGGCCUUCAUACCCAUCUUCUUCGGCACGGCACAGUCUGCAGAGAAGCUCUACAUCCAGACCACCACGCUGACCAUCUCCAUGAACCUGAGCGCCUCCGUGGCCCUCGGCAUGCUCUACAUGCCCAAAGUCUACGUCAUCAUCUUCCACCCAGAACUCAACGUUCAGAAGAGGAAACGCUCCUUCAAGGCCGUGGUCACCGCCGCCACCAUGACGUCACGACUGUCCCACAAGGCUAGCGAGCGGCCCAACGGAGAGGCCAAGACGGAGCUGUGCGAGAACAGCGACCCCAACAGUCCAGCAGCAAAAACGAAGUACGUGAGCUACAGCGACGUGGUGAUCUAA